This is a messenger RNA of Saccostrea cuccullata (small rock oyster), 1494 nucleotides long. RefSeq names its product prostaglandin E2 receptor EP4 subtype-like. Gene Ontology annotation, biological process: inflammatory response; adenylate cyclase-activating G protein-coupled receptor signaling pathway; positive regulation of cytosolic calcium ion concentration. The transcript has 2 exons. The record is from RefSeq and is a predicted model, not a curated record. Gene Ontology annotation, molecular function: G protein-coupled receptor activity. Lineage: Eukaryota; Metazoa; Mollusca; Bivalvia; Ostreida; Ostreidae. The coding region runs from base 74 to 1162 and encodes 362 amino acids. Gene Ontology annotation, cellular component: plasma membrane.
GUGUCAAGCACCGUGAAUAAAUUAAAAAAAUGUUUAAUGUGUCAAGCAUUGAAAAAUUAUUUUAAUACCAAUCAUGGAUAACAAUAUGUUUAGUAUGUCUACCAUGGAGGCUUCUUCUCAAAUAAUGACAGAAAGUUUAAAUACGGUUACAGCAGGGACAAAUGAAUCUCUCGUAACCAACGCUAUUCCAGCCUAUCUGGUUUUUGUCUUCGGAGUCGGAGGAAAUGUUGUUGCCCUGGUAGUAUUACUUGUGACUGCCAAAACUCACAAAUGGAAGCCAUUUUACAGAUACGUCUGUGGACUUGCGAUCACGGAUGGAGGAGGACUACUUAUAUCGGUUCCCGUGUCUCUCUCCAUGUACGCCUCCGAGCUACAGAGAGAGUUGUCUCCAGUUCUGUGUAACUUUCAGAUGUUUUGGUACAUGUUUACUCUGAUGUCGUCCGCCAUGAUAGUUUGCGGCAUGUCAUUCGACAGAUUCUUUGCCACAUAUUAUCCAUUUCACUACAACAAACCACACAAAAAAAUCCGAACAAACAUAGUUGUUUUAGUGAUUUGGGUAACUUCUGCUCUUAUCAGCAGUUUACCUUUUUUCGGCCUUGGUUCCAGUCGUAAAUUCUAUCCCGGCACAUGGUGUUUUCUGAAUUUUAUUGAAACAUCCAUAGAAGGCAACAGAAUUAACUCCAUUAUUUACGCUGCUAUCGGUAUCAUAAUUGUCCUGGCUACCUGGACCUUCAAUAUCGCAGUCAUUGUCUUCUUUAUCUACAAAAGAUACAAGAACGAGUCCACGUGGAGCGGAUGGAAGGAUGUGCAUGUCAUUAUUUUUCUGAUGACAGUGGUGGUUCUGUUUACUUCAUGUUGGUUUCCUUUGAUGGUCAAUAUUCUGGAACAUGCCUCGUUCGCUCUCACGGAAACCGCGGGUAAGACAGAGCUUUUGCUGACCAGACUGAGUAUAACUAACUCUAUAGUGGACCCCUGGCUGUACCUCAUCUUCCGGAGGGAGAAUUACUCUGUACUCGUGACCUGUGUCAGACGUCUGUCCGGCAAAGAGAGGGCUAGCGACUCAGAGGGGGUUCCGAAUGCUGAAACAGUUAUAUCUCUUGACACUCGGAACAAAACAGAUAGCGCAUCGAAAGAUUCAACUGAUUGUUGUAAUACUUAUUAACCAGGCUUCUUUUGAUGACAAUGGGACAGAAAAUACAAUGAAAAAUAAUCUGUUAUGUAUAAAAUACAUGUUAUGAAUUUACAGUUAGCAAAAAUUUAAAUCUAAAAUGGCUAUUAUUAUACAUUUUUCACAAAUGCACGGGAUUUUAAAGUUUCUUUUUGAUUUUUUUUCUCCCUUGAUAAAAACUGCUGAAUAUUCAGUUUUAUCUUAGCAGAUGUUUGAUUAAAUAGUAAAGCUUUUAACAUAAAUUAUUUCUAAUUGAUAAACAAAUGAGUAGUUCUUACGUUGUAUAUAUUUUUUAUAAAUGGCCAAUAAAACCUCUUAAAACUUGA